This is a messenger RNA of Saccostrea cuccullata (small rock oyster), 4395 nucleotides long. Its product is annotated as FHF complex subunit HOOK-interacting protein 1B-like. The transcript is spliced from 14 exons. The record is from RefSeq and is a predicted model, not a curated record. NCBI's taxonomy places the organism in Eukaryota, Metazoa, Mollusca, Bivalvia, Ostreida, Ostreidae. The coding region runs from base 98 to 3283 and encodes 1061 amino acids.
AAAUGGACGACAGAAUGGCCACACAGUCUACAACACCCCAAAUAUGUAAACAGUAGAAUAUUUCAUGGAUCUGGGAGAAGCUUAGCCACCCAGUGUCAUGUCGUGGUUUAAGCGAGGAAGGAACGACUCCAAGGCCUCAGGUCAGUCCAGUGAUGAUUCGGCAGAAGCUCGCUCGCGCGCAGAUACAGACCCUCAGACAUGCCUGGAAGUCUUUCAGAAUCACUGGAAACAGGCCUUAUCAAUUAUCAAAAGAGGGAAUGGCUCAACUAACAGUCAAGUGUGCAGUACAGAUGAACAAGAAGCAGUUCUGCAGAAUGUGGAACAAAUGAUUAAUUUGCUGGUUGGUGAAGUAGGUUUAGACGAAAAUGGACAAGGCAUGCCCGGUCCUAUACUCCAUUACCUUCUAGAAGAGGAUAUCUUUGACCAGUUUUGUAACUGGUGUCAUUACAAUUCAAUGAAUGGGGACAAGCUUAAGUGUGAGCAAUUACGGAUUUUUGAGCAGCUUAUUAGUCAAUCUCAGCAGCUGCUUCUGAUUCACAAGGCCAUCAUACAGCCUCUACUGAGACUCUUGUACUUGUGUGCUGAGGGGAGUAAGACGAGUGACAUCGAGAGUCGUCUAGUUCUGGUGCUUCAUCAGCUGUGUGUGUGUAUUUCCCAGGAAACCGUCAUUCUGGAGAGUUUCUUCAAUGCCAGCACAAAUCAUGGUCCUACUAAAUUCCUCAUCUUUUCACUCUUAAUUCCGUACAUACAUAGAGAAGGCAAGGUUGGUCAGCAGGCAAGGGAUGCUCUGUUAUUGAUUAUGACUAUCUCUGCCAGGAAUCCCCAUAUUGGACUCUAUAUUGCAGAAAACUCCGACUUCUGUCCAGUUCUUGCGACAGGUUUAAGUGGUUUGUAUUCUUCACUUCCAAGAAAAAUCCCUGUUUAUACGGAUGAAUGGCAUCAAUUUUCUCAGGAGGAUAUUAGCUUGGUCCCUGAACUACAAAUGUUUCUCAACUCCCUAGAGUUCUGCAAUGCUGUCACACAGGUCAGUCAUCCAGCAAUCCGGACUCAGCUGAUAAAGUUUAUCUACGAUGGAUUCUUGGUGCCUGUCCUUGGACCAGCACUGCAUCAGAUGAAUGAUGAAUCAAAAGACAUUUCGGGGCUUCCGUUGACACUUGUCGAUUCACCCAUGUUUUCGAACUCAAGAGAGGAGGUUAUAGCUGCCACUGCCUACCUAGAUUUGUUCCUGAGAAAAACUACAGAGCCCAACCUGCUACGCACUUUUCUUAAGUUUAUCCUUAUGGAGCAGAAUGAUGAAAUUGUCAUUCUGGAUUCCCUAAUUACUCGUAUAAAUAGCAGCUCAAAGCCACUCUGUGUUGUAUCAUUGUCACUUUUUAAAACUCUGGUUGACCUAAACUGUGAAGAUGUCAUGUUCCAGCUUGUCUUCAGGUACCUCAUUCCAUGUACACAUGUCAUGGUCAGUCAGCGACGUAAUGUCAGUGACCUUGACCUUCACUGUAAAAGUGCAGAACGCUUUCUUUCACUCCGUCCAAAUUGCUGCAGAGCUGAAUUAAUAGGAAAGAAAGGACCUCCCAUACAAGAGAAAUAUAACCAUAGUGACGCUAACACAUCACAUCGCCCUAAACAUGGCCUGAGUAGUUUUCUCAGAGCAAGAAAAAAGGAGAGGGAUUAUCAAAAACAGAGGUCAGCCACUGUAGCUACAGAUCAACCAAGUACAGCAUUUCCACCAGGGACAUUUGGAAGCAAGCUGGAACAUUAUGAGACUAAUUAUUAUGACUACUUAGAAGAAGCUAGAUGUCAGCUUGAGAGUUGUGCCAAAGCCUGCCAGAGAUGGGCCUAUCCUUACGACGGUCAGUCACCAUCAAUGAGUGCCUUAGAGGACUUAGCUAACCAGUCAGACUCCAGGCAGGAGAGUUUCUCAGCAGAUACAGGACUGUGUAAUGGUGGUGCCGGUUCUCUGUUAUCAGAAGACCUGAGUGGCUCCGAUGUUGGUUCCAUGAUGAGGUCCUCCGAGGUUGAUGAGGUGUUUAGUAAUUCUUGCCAGUCCUCUGUUCCUGAUUUAUCCUACAUUCUAAGGAGCUAUGAUUCAGACAGUUAUAAGGCUCAUCCAGAAAAUCUAAAGGACUUUGUCCAAUAUCUGGAUGAGGUGGCCACUCCACCAGAUAUGGAAAACAGUUUUGAAGAAAGUUUAGGUUCUUUAGACUUGGUUCUUCAUAGUUUUUGUUCCGAAACAGACAGCAGCAGUUUAACUAGUGAUACCACACCUGUGACUUGUACUGAUUCUAAUCUUAGAGAUUCUAAUAAAGCCAAGUGUGAUGGGACAACAUUUGAAGUUAUAAACACUAAGGAUGGGGAAGGGCUGGAACCUUCCAGAGGAAAUUCCUCACAAGACACCACCAGCUAUGUAGAGAUCUCCAUGUCAAACUUUGUCAGUGACGUCAACGUUCAGACUGCCCUGUCAUCCAUGCCACACAGGGUGUCUGUGAACUCGGUUGACACGGUUACGGAUUGUAAAUCCUCGCGGGAUGAAUCAGCCGUAAAGUCUGUUAGUUUUAAUUUAACGGAUUCUUCUAUGCAAAAUACCACCACUGUGCCUGCUGUGUCAAAUUUGGAAAAGCUAGCACCAAAUAUUGGCCCCUUUCUGAUGGCCCUCUUUUCCAAGCUGGAUGGAAUGAUGCAGAACAGCCUCCCUGUGAACCUCCUGCUCACGGGCCUCAUAGCCCGCCUGGCUUCCUAUCCCCAGCCUCUUCUUAGGUCUUUCUUACUUAGUCAUAAUCUUGUAUUCCAACCCACAGUCAAAUCCCUUCUUCAGGUGCUGACUUCACUAAAACAGAAGGUGGAUCAUUUUGCUUACACUGUGCCAAACUUUGAUGGACUCCUUCUCCGAGCCAAGCGGACACUUAUAGCCCGAGAGGAGGAAUGGAGGCUAGGGUGUGUCACAAUAAGUCCCUAUAGGAUAAACACUGUCAGUCCCGUCAAAGCCAGACCUGUGGCAGAAAACAAUAAUAAAGACAAAAGGAAGUCCAGUUUAGCGGAGUUUUUCUCUCGCCGAUCUCCAGAUAAAAGAGCAACUAAAAAGGGCCCUCAACUGCAGGUUCUCCAGGGAGCAAAGGGAUUCCGAUACAUUAAUUACCAGAACAGACCUCACGAAAUAUCUCAGAACCCCAUGGAUGCCCCCAAAAUUAGAAAUGCAGUGUUCUGUGCUGUGAUAUUGGAGGAAUUUGUGAAGGAACUGGCAGCUUACAGCCAGGAGCAGGCUGUUUUGGCUCACUCUGAAAUCUGACCCCAGGCUACAGUGAUAUUGUUUUUGUAAACUGUUAAUGUCCACACAUUUCUCUCUCUCUUUCUAGAGCACAUAUCAAAUGAAUCCAAUUCAGUUAUUUUGUAUAAUUAGACUAGAGUAAGCUAUGAUAAUGCUAGCAAAAUUUUUAUCAUCUCAGUUUGUAUUAUAUUUUUUGUGAUAUUAAAGGCAUAGGAUCCAAGGCCUUGGAGUAAAUUUUUCAUUAUUAUAUAAGUAAUUAUUUUGAAAAUUAACCAUUUUUUAAAUUUAUUAUGGGCUUCAUUUAUAAUGAUAUUAUUCCUAGAAUAUAUCCAGGUGUAGUGAGUAUAUCAACAUACGUGUAUAUCUCUUACCUUACGUUGGUGCUCAGAAAUGUUCACACUGGUAUCUCGAGUUUCUAAAAAUCUACCACAGCUUUGAAUUUAAGAUCUAACCAAAGAUAAAUUUCUUUAAACUGAAAAUAUGUUUUAGUUUUAUUGAUUACAGAUUCUUAUUUUGUACUGCAUUUUCUUUUAAUGUUGACAUAUUUUCUUCCCCUCAGUGUUUUAUGGAUGUUUUACAGGCAAGAUGAAAUCUUGUGCUUUGUUUUAAUGUUUAUCGAUGUACACAAAGUAUUUUUAUACAAGUGGUAUACAUGUACCUAUAUAAUUAUAAAUGUUAAACACUAUGCAUAUUAUUGUAUUUACUGGCUUAUUGCUACACAGCUUGAUAUCCCUACAGAAAAUGUUGAUUUUGGUUUAAGGAAAUAUUGUUGUCCUAAUAAUAAGGUUGUGAAGAGCCAGUUGUAUUUCAGAAUACUCAUUUUGCUUGUAAUGGAGGUUAUAUAUUUGUUAACUUUAAUAACAUUUAUAAGGAUUUUUUUUUCAAGUUUAUUAAAGCUGAACACGAUUCAAAAAUCUUUUUCUGCCAUAUUUCUUUCCAUUAGUUUUUAUUCCUAGAGCCCCUAUAUUAAUUCUUUCAUUUGGUCAUGGUUCAUUAUUUUUGGCAUUCCAGUUUUCACCUGUUUUGAUGUAUCUGAAAUUGCCAUUGUUAGAUACUGUUAAUGACAAAAAAUACUGCAUGCAUCUUUCACCAUGGAGAAAAAUUACCAAAGAAACAUGACAUCAAUUGCACAG